Messenger RNA from Actinia tenebrosa (Australian red waratah sea anemone), 1517 nucleotides. RefSeq names its product mitochondrial inner membrane protein Mpv17. Gene Ontology annotation, cellular component: mitochondrion; membrane; cytoplasm. Lineage: Eukaryota; Metazoa; Cnidaria; Anthozoa; Actiniaria; Actiniidae. The record is from RefSeq and is a predicted model, not a curated record.
AACCAAUAUGGCGGUGAGAGCAUGGAGGUUGUAUCAGAGGAUACUCAUAUCACAUCCCUGGAAAACACAAACAUUGACCGUAGGUACUUUAGUAGCAACUGGAGACGUCAUCACACAACAACUAAUCGAAAAGAAAGGAACCAAACAUGAUGUUACAAGGACAGUAAGAAUGGGGGUAGUUGGCUUAUGUUUAGGGCCAAUACUUAGGGCAUGGUAUCUGACGCUCGACAAAGUGGUAGUUGCUAGCUCGAGACCCAAACUUGAUGGCCUAAAGAAAAUGCUUCUGGAUCAAGCACUAUUUGCACCUGUUUGCAUUGGCUUCUUCUACUGUGUCUCUGAAAUGCUGUCAGGGAAAACAUUUAGCCAGUGUAAAGAAACUCUCAAAGAACGAUAUGUUGAAACAUUGAUUGCUAAUUAUAAGCUUUGGCCAGCAGCUCAGAUAGUGAAUUUUACUUUUGUUCCUCUAGAACACAGGGUGGGCUUUGUUCAAAUUGUUGCUAUAUUUUGGAAUACUUAUUUAGCUUGGAUGGUCAACAAGCCAUCAGAAUUGGAGCAAGCCAGACUGGAUCAGGAAAAGAAAAAACAAAAACCACUCUAAUUAAGCAUCAGUGAAUUUUUCUAGGAUUAUAUGUAUAAACAGACAUCUUUACCUUGAGCAUAAUGUUAUUCUGUUGAGAAUGAAGAAUGAGAUUCUUCGUUUGAUUAAUAUCCAUAUCAUAAUUAUGUAUUCUCAUAUGAUGAUGAUGAUGAUGAUUUAUGAAUUUAUAUAGYGCCUUUUCUAUUUGAAUAUAAUCAAAGGUGCUUUACAUUGAGUUGUGAAUGACAGAUUGCGUAUUGUGCAAUUUACAAGCAUGAGAGAUGGUUAGUAUAUAUAUGCAACCAUUAAAUAAAGAAAUGAUACUCUAGAGAAUGAAACAUGAUUUGAAAAGGGAACACAUUAUGCCCAAGGUAUAGAGUCCUAUAGUUUGUAUGAAUUGGAGCAGAGGUUUAACUUGGGGGGACGGGGUGAGGCAGGCAGAAUGCCUUGAUAUUAGUUUUAAUUUGAUGCUAAAAUUUAAAUUAACUAAAACAAAAAUAAAUAAUUAAUUGUUUCUUUCUGUGAUUCCUAUUGAUUGUGAUUAUUUUAUUUCUAUAAGAUAUUGACAGCUAGUAAUUGAGCUAUUUACCCUUGAAUUCCUCAGGAAAUGGUAUUUCAAAAUCAAAAAUUCAAGUUAAGUCAUAUUAUAAUGUCAGAGUUAUUAAAAUAAUCUUGUUUUUCAGGGKUUUUUUUGCCAAGUAGUGUGAUGGUUAUUCUGGAGAAUUUUGAUAAUCAUAAUCAUAGUAAUCUUCAUAAACAUAACUUAACUAAAUUAAAUACCCCAGUUUCAAGUAGUUUGUUGCUCAGUGCGUGGUAGUCAAUUUUGUGUAGAUCAUUCAUGUUUUCCAGUGAAGUUCCAUGGAUUUCAAGGUAUUUGUAUCUUCUGUUCAAGUAAUGCCUUUGCUUAUUAAAUGGUAUUAAAAUUUAAAAGUCAUUCUCA